Molecule: messenger RNA, 1167 nt
Organism: Ogataea philodendri
Lineage: Eukaryota; Fungi; Ascomycota; Pichiomycetes; Pichiales; Pichiaceae
Exons: 2
Coding region: 1-1167 (388 amino acids)
Source: RefSeq, a predicted model, not a curated record
AUGACUAUAACCACCAUUUACAUUGUUCGCCAUGGGUAUCGCGAAAACUGGCUUCCCAAGGAGGUCCAGAGAGACAGUCCAAUGGGCGACAAUGAGAGCGAUCCUUUGUUGGCGGCUCACGGCGUGGAACAGGCCGUUGAGUUAGGCCAAUAUCUUUCCCAGGAGGUGGACCCUAAACCCCAGUUAAUUUUUUCAAGUCCAUUUUAUAGAUGUGUCGAGACCAUCCAGCCCACAGCCAAGGAGCUAGGACUCAGCAUCUUCCUCGAUAGAGGUAUUGGCGAGUGGUAUAGACCAAAUAGACCCACCAUCCCGGAACCAGCAAAUAUAGCUGUUCUGUCGCAGUAUUUCCAAGAUCUGUCCGACAAAUGGCCGCCCGACACGGUUGUUCCGUCCGACAAGGGCGAGGAGGAGGACGAGUUGAUGCAGAGAUGUCGUGAGUUCUGGACCAAGUUUAUCCCCAAGGUGGAGUCGCAGUUCCCGAAGGCCAGCUCCAUCAUUCUGGUGACCCAUGCUGCCGUCAAGAUCGCUUUGGGAAUGACUUUGCUUGGAUACACCAACACUAGAGAGUUUUUGAAACCAGAGCACGGCGGCGACGGCGUGUCGACGAGAAUCCACGCCAGCACGUGCUCCUUGGACUGCUACAAGAGCUCGGGUGCCGGCUGGACCAUGGUGAUGAACGGUAACACGCAGUUCCUGACCGGGGGCCCAGAAAUGAACUGGCAUUUUGCUACCGCGCAGUUCGAGGCCGGCAAUCUCGAGUAUGAGGAUGUCUUUGUUACGCUCAAGUUCCCGCCAAAUCAGUACAUCAGUCUGGACAGGAACUCGCUGAAUGCAGAUUCUAUUAAAAAAGAGUCGCUAGAGGAGUCGUUGGAGGAUUCUGCCGCCGAACGCUCUAGCUUGAGAUUAAGUGGACUCGACAAGGACAAGCCGUUGUUGCAGCUCAACAACAACCUUUAUCAGGGCGAGUGGUCCAAGCUGGUUGGCUCCGAGCUGGUUUUCAACGAGAACGGCGAGUUUGUAACCAAAGUCGAUGGACACAUAGUGCUCAAGAGCGGCCGUUUGGAGAACACAGAAAACGAUAAGGAGUCGUUCCUUGCCAAAGUGUUGCAAAAAGCCCGUGCUGUCAAGACAUCCAACGAGCCAGACUCCAUGGACGUUGACUCCUAA